Molecule: messenger RNA, 906 nt
Organism: Danaus chrysippus (African queen)
Lineage: Eukaryota; Metazoa; Arthropoda; Insecta; Lepidoptera; Nymphalidae
Source: the annotation of a GenBank genome assembly
AUGAGGAGCAAGGACCGCCUGCACGAGCUGCGGCGGCUGGCCAGCAGCAAGGGCCAGGAGUGUGAGGUGCUGGUGGAGCCUCCCGCGACCCGCCACCUGCACGCACACCUCGACGACCUGCUCAGGGAAGUGGAACAGAUCCGCGGCUGGGUUCAGGAGCUGGAGAGCAACACGCGGCUCAUCCGGCGUCUGCACUCCGACCCCACCUACCACAACGACAAACAGUUACAGGAGCAGCUGGACGCGCUGGUGACCCGCUCCAACGCUCUGGGCAGCAAGGCGCUGGGCGCGCUCCGCCAGCUGGAGGCUCGCGGGCGGGAGGCGGGCGGCGGGCUGGAGGCGCGGGUGGUGCGGCUGCAGUACUGCGCCACACGACGCCUCACCUCCGACGCGCUCCACCGACACACGCACGCGCUGCAGCUGCUCAAGGACUAUCAGCUCAGCUUGCUGAAGGACCAAAUAAACAUCGCAAACCUCGCAAUAACAGAUGAAGAAUGUGAACAACUGUUGGAGUCAAAUAACGUUUCAUUGUUCGUGGAUAAUUUACGCGCGGAGACGGCGGAGGCUCGCCUGGCUCUGCGCGAGGCGGAGGCGCGUCGGGACGAGCUGCACAGAGUGGAGGCCUCGCUCAACACUGUGAGGGACCUGUUCACACAGCUGGCACAUCUGGUCGCCGCGCAGCAAGAGCAUUUGGACAGCGUCGAGUACUUUGCUUCCCAGGCGACGGAACAUGUGGAGUGUGGAGGUCAGGAACUACUCAAGGGUACGAUCAGCCGCAAGAGAGCCAAAAAGGAACAUCUCGUCAUGAUGACCAUCAACAGGAACAUGACAAAAGCGUUCAUUGUUUUAACUGCAACCUAUUCGCAACAGAACGGUCUUAGAGCCCUCGACCAGACAAGACCGUGA